Fomitiporia mediterranea MF3/22 is the source of this 2508-nucleotide messenger RNA. RefSeq names its product WD40 repeat-like protein. Bases 199 to 2127 code for a protein of 642 amino acids. Gene Ontology annotation, molecular function: protein binding. The transcript is spliced from 7 exons. Lineage: Eukaryota; Fungi; Basidiomycota; Agaricomycetes; Hymenochaetales; Hymenochaetaceae. The record is from RefSeq and is a predicted model, not a curated record.
CACCGUUCCCUCCAACCCCAGGGCCCUCCUCCCGGUCCAGUCCCCGCUCACUCUCCAACAAGGCUCACAGAGUCUCUCGAGGCAGUCCGACAAGAGUUCGAGCUCGCCGCAUCAGACAUCACCUUGCUCCGAGGCCAGAGGGAUGAAUUCGAAAACAGAAUCCAUGCACAGAUAAACGAACUCAACCACAUCAAGCAGAUGGUCUACGAGCUCGAAAACCAGCACACCAAAGCCAGACAACAGUACGACGACGAGGUCAACCGUCUUCGCGCAGAGCUCACUCAAGCUCGUCAAGCUGCAGCUGUGCAAGCUCAACAAGUGCAACAGGCCCAAGUACAGGCUCAACAAGCGCAAGCACAGGGUUUACCUCCACACCCCGCUACAGCCGGAUCUGGCGCUGGAGGAGGAGGAGGACCGCCACCACCUCCAGGCGCACUUCCGCCACCAGCAAAUACCAGUCCACAUGUCGCUCACGCGGGAAUGGGUCAUCCGGGCCCAGGGUAUGGAGAGCCGCCGUAUGGUUAUCGUGGUGGACGUGAGGAUGUGAGAGAGAGAGAGAUCCGUGACGUCAGGGACGUCCGAGAUGGCCGUGGGGAUGUACGUGGUGAGCGAGAAAUGCUGCGUGAACGGGAGUUGCGUGAUGCGCGAGGUGAUGUGCGUGAUGUGCGUGAUGUGAGGAGUGAUCGUGAGUUGAGGGAACGGGAUGUGAGGGACAGAGAUGUGAGGGACAGGGAUGUGCGGGAGGUGAAACGUAUCAAGACUGAGCGGCCGAAGGAAUACCCGCCCCCAUCCUCGGGGCACAAACCAUACCCAGAAUCAGCAGGUCCAUCCACAGCUCUCGUCUCGUCUUCCUCAACUUUGCCGCCACCUUCAGGUCCGACACCUUACCCGCCGCCACCACCACCAUCUUCCUCCGGUGGCGGAGCUUUUCUUGACGAUAUUAAUCCGGAGACACUCCCACCUGAGUUUAAGAAGGAAGGAAGUGAUUGGUUUGCGGUGUUUAACCCGAAGGUGAAGAGGGUGUUGGAUGUGAAUUUGAUGAACACGUUGAGUCAUGAGAGUGUUGUAUGCUGUGUCCGAUUCUCCGCGGAUGGAAAGUACCUUGCUACUGGGUGCAACCGUACGGCGCAGAUAUAUGAAGUGAAGACGGGGCAGAAAGUCUGUGUUUUGAACGACGAAAGCGCGAGUCCUGUGGGGGAUUUGUACAUCCGGAGUGUGUGUUUUAGUCCUGAUGGGAAGUUACUUGCGACUGGCGCGGAGGAUAAGACUAUUCGAAUCUGGGAGAUCGCGAAGAAACGUGUCAAACGCGUGUUCGAGGGGCACCAACAAGAAAUAUAUUCCCUCGAUUUCUCCAAGAAUGGUCGACUCAUCGUAUCCGGCUCGGGUGACCGUACGACUCGGAUAUGGGAUAUGGAAACCGGUAUGCAAAAGGUGCUCGAGAUUAACGAGCCUGAUGGUGUCGACGCUGGUGUAACGAGCGUUGCGAUUUCCCCCGACGGGAGACUCGUUGCAGCUGGGAGCUUGGAUACUGUUGUAAGGAUUUGGGAGGUCCAAACGGGGAACCUUGUGGAGAGGUUGAAGGGACAUCGUGAUUCGGUGUAUAGUGUUGCGUUCACACCGGAUGGAAAAGGGAUUGUGAGCGGGAGUUUGGAUAAGACGUUGAAGCACUGGGAUAUUAGUGCGAUUGUUUCGGGUGGGUCGAGGAAGGAUCCUUUACCGACGCCGAGUUCGAGUUCGUCGGAGGGUGCGGGUAAUGGAGCUGUUGUAAGGAAGGACACUGCAAGCACUGCGAAUAACGCAGCGAACAACCCGAACGGAGGUGCAGGUGACCGAGGUUCACUUAAUACACUCAACUUUACAGGACACAAGGACUACGUUCUCUCCGUUGCAGUAUCCCAUGACGGCCAAUGGGUUGUUUCGGGUUCCAAGGAUCGCGGUGUGCAGUUCUGGGAAGCUUCCUCCGCCUCGAGUGCGAAAGGUGGUGCAGGAGGAGGAGUGCAGGUGCAGUGUAUGCUCCAGGGACAUAAGAAUAGCGUGAUUAGUAUUGAUUUGAGUCCUACGGGUGGGGUGUUGGCGACUGGGAGUGGGGAUAUGCAGGCGAGGUUGUGGAGUUAUACGACGAUUUAACGUUUGUCCUUGUCGGUCUUUGUCUUUGUUUGGACCCGGCACAUCUCUAUCUAUUUUUCCCCCUGUUUCCUGCUGUCGUCCACUUCCUCCUUCCGUCCUCUGUGCUAUCUUGCCAUCUUUUUUUCACAAAAGUGCGGUAUCAUUCCUCGAGAUGCUUGCUUGCUUCCUCGCUUUUCUCUUCCCUUCUAUCUCCGUUUCUAUUUCCUUUUUUCCUUCCUUUUUCCCUGACGUUUUACGUUUACUCUGUUUCCUGUCUUCCGUCGUGUUCUAUUCUGCCAUCUGUUUUGCGUUACCUACCUAAUGGGUUGUAUUUUCAUUUCCAGUUUUUGCUUUUGUUUUGUUUUUGGUCGUUCUGUCUUACCUAACUCAAUACCUAUCUAC